AUGCUCUUCGUACCCAACCUCUCCUACAAGGACUGCCGCAACUUGGAUGAGAAGGAGAUUGCGCGGGUGAUCGCAGACAAGUUGCUAAAGAAGAAGAAAGGCUCGGGACACGGAGGAGGAGGAGGAGGAGGCUCGCUGGAUCUCGGGGGAGGGGGGGGGGUGGGGAAAAUAGGAGAAAGAGGGUUCCUGAGCCAGACCCCUUACUCCCCACUUAGGACCCUAAUUCAGUUUUUCAACUUAGUCUUCUGUAUCGUUAUCACGUUUUGUUGUCAUCUUAUUCAUUAUUUUUCAGUCAAAAGGGGGUUCUCGUUUGAACUAGGCACCUCCCCCCAUUAUUUUAUGCUAUUUUAUGUUAUAAGCUUAGGCAUAAGUUCCCUACCGUAUUCUGUUUAUGCCCUUCCUAUUUUUUGGGGGAGGGUGGGAACCACACCACAAGGGUUGCAGGGUGCAGGGCACAGGGUUUCGUCGGGUUUUGGGGUGAAUGGGCUCUGCCAGGAUACAUUCAGCACUGAACGUCGCUUGACCACUCCGCCUCUCGCCCUGCACAGCAAUGCGCCCCGCUAG
Symbiodinium necroappetens is the source of this 564-nucleotide messenger RNA. Lineage: Eukaryota; Dinophyceae; Suessiales; Symbiodiniaceae. The record is from the annotation of a GenBank genome assembly.